Messenger RNA from Austrofundulus limnaeus, 1265 nucleotides. RefSeq names its product gastrula zinc finger protein XlCGF8.2DB. Gene Ontology annotation, biological process: regulation of transcription by RNA polymerase II. NCBI's taxonomy places the organism in Eukaryota, Metazoa, Chordata, Actinopteri, Cyprinodontiformes, Rivulidae. Gene Ontology annotation, molecular function: RNA polymerase II cis-regulatory region sequence-specific DNA binding; DNA-binding transcription factor activity, RNA polymerase II-specific. The record is from RefSeq and is a predicted model, not a curated record.
AGCCUGGUCUUGGGGCCAGCAGCUCUCAGCUCUUCUGGGAGGACACCAGAUGUUCUCAAACCUGAGACUUUCAGAGAGUAGAGCUGAUGCUCCUCUACAUCCAGAGGAGCCAGUUAAGGUGGUUCAUCUUCCAGACGCCUCCUUUGGGAGGUGCUUCAGGGAUGUCCAACGAGACAAGCUGCUGCACCCCCCUGACCCUACUCUGUAUAAAGCUGAAGACAUUGGAUGGAUGGAUAGAAAUAAGGACUCACAAAGAUGUGGCAGCAUCUUUAGAUUUAUCAGUGAAAAAAAUGUUUAAAAACCAUUAUUUGGUGGGCUACAACUCUGAAGAGAAGCCCUACGCCUGUGACCAGUGUGGGAAGGCCUUCAAACAAAAGGGAAAUCUGAAGAGUCAUCUACUCACUCACACUGAUGAGAAGCCCUACACCUGUGACCAGUGUGGGAAGGCCUUCAAGCACAAGGAAUAUGUGAAGAGUCAUCUACUCACUCACACUGGUGAGAAGCCCUACACCUGUGACCAGUGUGGGAAGGCCUUCAAACACAAGACACAUCUGAAGAGUCAUCUACUCACUCACACUGGUGAGAAGCCCUACACCUGUGACCAGUGUGGGAAUGGAUUCAAACAAAAGGCACAUCUGAAUUAUCAUCUACUCACUCACACUGGUGAGAAGCCCUACACCUGUGACCAGUGUGGGAAGGCCUUCAAACACAAGGUAAAUCUGAAGAGUCAUCUACGCACUCACACUGGUGAGAAGCCCUACGCCUGUGACCAGUGUGGGAAGGCCUUCAAACACAAGGAAUGUGUGAAGAGUCAUCUACUCACUCACACUGGUGAGAAGCCCUACGCCUGUGACCAGUGUGGGAAGGCCUUCAUACAAAAGGGAAAUCUGAAGAGUCAUCUACGCACUCACACUGGUGAGAAGCCCUACACUUGUGACCAGUGUGGGAAGGCCUUCAUACAAAAGGCAUGUCUGAAUUAUCAUCUACGCACUCACACUGGUGAGAAGCCCUACACCUGUGACCAGUGUGGGAAGGCCUUCAUACAAAAGGGAAAUCUGAAGAGUCAUCUACGCACUCACACUGGUGAGAAGCCCUACACUUGUGACCAGUGUGGGAAGGCCUUCAAACAAAAGGGAAGUCUGAAGAGUCAUCUACUCACUCAAACUGAUGAGAAGCCCUACGCCUGUGACCAGUGUGGGAAUGAAUUCAAACGAAAGGCACAUCUGAAGAGUCAUCUACGCACUCACACUGGUGAGAAGCCCUAC